This is a messenger RNA of Sinocyclocheilus anshuiensis, 4334 nucleotides long. RefSeq names its product coiled-coil domain-containing protein 177-like. Bases 307 to 2811 code for a protein of 834 amino acids. NCBI's taxonomy places the organism in Eukaryota, Metazoa, Chordata, Actinopteri, Cypriniformes, Cyprinidae. The transcript has 2 exons. The record is from RefSeq and is a predicted model, not a curated record.
CAUGCCAUCCUUGAGCAUAUUCAUCAUGACAGCAACGCAGAAUCGUUCAUUCUCCGUUCAUAUGGUCAUAACAGGGGGACAAAGGGCUGAAUGUGUACGAUAUUUUUAGAGCGCAGUCACACGGAGGCGGAGCACGGAUGCUUCACGGCCAAGGAUGCGAGUGUCAAACAGCAGGUGGAGACUGACUGCUGAAGGAAAGAACCAGACGAGAACCGCCCACAGAAUCUCAAACACAUUUGAUGAGGAAGAGGGGAAACAUCAGUGACCUGAUCCGCCCUGAAUGAGUGGGCCCUGAUAGCGUGAACCAUGGUGGACCCAUUGGAACCUGAUGACCAGAGUAAAUUCAGAGGGGCCCAGUUUGAAAGCCCCGCUGCAGCCUCUGAAACACCUUGUCUACCCGAGCCAGGUGAUGAUAGAGAGAAAGAUGUUAGUGUGGAUUCCAGCCCACAGACAGAACCCAGUACUGAACCUGUACUGAGCUCUCAAGAACCAUGCCAGCAGCAAAACAGUCAACAAGAAGAGUUAAAACUACAUCUGGACCUUUACAAUUUUCACACACCAGCUGCAGAAGGCAGUCGGUAUGUACUGACAAGCCCUCGCUCUCUCGAGGCAUGCGCACGAUGUGGAGUGAAACCUGUGGAGCUUCUGCCUCGUCCACUGUCUGAUUUUGCCCGUGAGGCACCAGGCCGGAGUAUGCGUGUCGCCACAGGAAUGUUUGAGAUAUAUGAGCGGGAUAGACAUGCUAAACUCCGACACUGCAGAGAAGAGAGAGAGCGGAUUAUCAGAGAGGAGAAGAGGCGAAUUUUGCAGGCAGCUCUGAACAAUAAUGCUGGUCCACUGGCUUCAGAGAAGUCAGAGGAAACUGUAAAUGCUGGAUUGUCUCAACAAACCAAUCAGAGUUUAACAAAUCCAGCCCCCAAAAUAACACCUACUUUCGGUGCACCCAAAAAACAAUCUACAUCAACAGCACCUAAAAGCACGACAGCAGGGUCAGGACAAGUUUCUACAGUGUCCACAUCCAGCUCUCCUCCCAUCUCAAAAGCCAGUCCAGUGAACUCUGCUCCUACUGCUAAAGGAACUUCUGCAAAAAAAAAGUCCCUUGAAGUAGAAUCUGCGGGAAAAAUUCAAGGUCCAGAACCUUCAAUAAUCCAACGAUCGAUUCAGUCAGCUCCAGGAAGUCAGGGCUCAAAAAAACCUUCCAGUGCUCAUACAAAGGCUCCAAACACUUUCCCCAGAUCAAUACCAAAACCUUCUUCGUUUCCAAGGACACCAACCUCACUUGCCCCGAUAGUGUCAAAAUCUGCCAUCCAAAGCCCUGCCAACGGCAUUACAAGUACGUUUGCACAGCAUAAUGGGCAUAUCAUCUCCAAAUCAAAGGCUAGAUGCAGAAGCCACUCACUGGAGUCUUUGCAACGGAGGCGUGACACGUUUUGUUCCUCUACUGCUUCAACAACGAACACCACAACUACCACAUGUACCUCCUCUGAAUCUGCUUCCUCAUCCUAUAGCUGGGAUGGGGCAAGAGAUCACUGGGCUAAGACAUCAAGCUCUCGUGCCCGCACUUUAGCUACCUUUAACUCCCUGAUGGGUCGUAGUUUGAGCUUGGGAGACCUUAGCCAUUCUCCACAGACUAUGCAACAAGUGGAGCGCAUUGUGAAAGAGGUGAAACGACGAGGACUUAAAGCUGUUCCAGAGCGUGACCGAAAGAUUGCUGCACUAAUGCUAGCCAGGUACCAAGAGGAGGACAUAAUGAGCCAGACACGCUACGUAGCACACCUGCAAUGGGACAGUGAGCGGCGAAUAGAGGAGCUGCGACGGGAACGUGAAGAGCGAGAGAAACAGAGGGCCGUGCAGCAGUGCCAGCGUGCAUGGCAGUCACAGGUUUCUACCCGGCAGCGCUGGCUUAACCAGCAGGAGCGUGAGGCUGCAGAAGCAAAACUUCGCCAAGCAUUGGAAAAUGAGGAGCGUUGGAAAGAAUUGGCCGAGCAACAAGAACGUAGCCGGUCGCAGAAAUUGCAACAGGCCGCUCGUGAGGAAAAACACAAGAAGGCGUUACAAGAGCAGAACCUUAAAUCUCUGGAGGAGGAGCGAGCUGCUAUUCUUGAGCAAGAGAAACUGUUCCUCAAGGAGAAACUGACCAUCGCUGAGCUGAAGCGACAGGAGCGAGAGCACCAAAUUCAAGAGGAGCGUCGUGGACUCAACCGUGCCGAGAAGAGGCGCCAUGCAGCUCUUAUCCAAGAGAUUGCACGUCGUGAAGUGGACGAGCGUGAAGAAGCAUGGAGAAUAGCUGAAGAGAAGCUAAGUAGGUCUUUGGAGAACUAUGAGCAGAUACAAGAAAAACGUGGGCAAGAGUUAAAGGAGAAAGCUAAGCGAGAAGAGAAGCAGAUCCAGAAAGCAAGACGGACCGCCGAGCUACGUGAGCAACAGCAGAAGGAACAGAUGGAGGCAAAGGCUAGGGAAGCCGAAAGACGAGCACAACAAGCCUCACAAGUAGCUGAAGAGCGGGCACGGGAGAAGGCCCAACGUGUGGUGCAAAGCAGGAAGGAAAAAGAACGCCUCCAAAGUCUUAACCGUCAACGCGUAGAAGAGGAGGAGAAACAGCGCCGCCUAGAAUUGUUGCAGUCCAUUGAGCGCAAACUGGAAAAAAGUGAACAGAUUUUCAGAGAAAAACGUGCUGUGUUGGAAAGUGCUCGAUCCGUGGCACGUGCAUCUUUCCACGUGCGGGAUCGUGUUCGUGAAGAGACAAACAUGCGCACCUUUGACAAGAUGGCCUUGGAGGCUCAGUUAAAUGCAAAUUUAGUUGAGAAAUGAGCGCUUCAAGUGUGCAACCUAAUUGCUCUUUCCAUGCACAUCUGUCUAGAAAUAAGCUGUGCUUGAGCCUACAUGCUAGCCUCAUCACCAAACUACAGCAACAAUAUUGAUGGUCAUGCCCUCAAGUGUUGUAUCUAAAGAUUAAUUUAUUCCUGAUGCUGGAUCAUUUUCAUCAUGUCAUCUAAAGAAAUAUUUUUCUGUAUUUAUAUCUUUUAAAUGUUAAUCUAAGAACUUUGUGCUUAUGUGUGGAUGCUCAUAUUUCGGGGCAUGAUUGUUUUUUGUAACUUGGCAGACGUGUUGCUUUGAGAACUGUAUAUAAAGAGUUCAUUGUUUACAAGGACGUUUGGCACUAUGACAACAGUAAUGGCUUCUUUCUAAGGAUGGCUUUAUUUCUAAAAAGAAGAAAAAGAAAAGGGGACGGGCUGCUUCUCCCAGAGUAAAUCUUUUGAGGGAGACUCUUGUUUUAGGAAUCUAGGCCGUAGGAGAGUGAGCCAUGUCUUGACUGUGUGUAAACUAAACUCUAGCUAAAUGCUGACCCAGCAUUACAUCCUAGAGUCAGGACAUGACAAAGAAUGAUCUCAGCACAGUGUAACUGCUGAUGAAGCACAGGAGUCUUUGGUCAGCAACAGACCCAUCAGGGCUCAAAUCCAUACUGACAUCCCCUGCAAUCCUUCAGGUGUGCUAAUUUCUCCCCUCCCCCCAAACUUCAUUUUUGGUAUUCUACUUCUAAUAGGCAUGUUCAGAAUGGAAUACUAGCUUAUUAUUUACUGUGCAGUAUACACUGUAUACUGUCUACUAUUUUUAAAAAUAGUAAGUAGGCAUCAUGUACAGUGUAAUAUACAAUCAUCCAGCCAUUAAUGCAAACACUAUUCAGAAAUAUUUGACCACUGAAUACAACUGAGGGCUACAUUAUUGUAACAUGACAUUACCUCAACACAUGGCAUGUGAGUACAAUUAAGUAUGCUAAAUGUGAUUAAUUAGCAUUUUUUAAAAUUCAGUCUUGGGUUAAAAUGUCAACUUUUGGCAGUCCAAUAAAACAACGACUCAAAUGGAGAAAGUGGAGUUCAUUGCAGUGUGGGAUACAGUGUGCCAAGUAUCCUUUUUUUGUAUACUGCACAUUUUGUUAGCAGGAUAUGCAUACUAUGCACAGGACACAUAUUAGCUAUACUACAGAAAUAGUCGGUGCAGUACUACAGCUUGCCAUUUUGAACAUUGCCUGGAUAUUAAUGUUUAAUGCAUGUCCUUAUCAUCACAUUAAAAUAAUGCUUGUGUGAUGAUAAUGAAAGAACACUGAAGCCAGUAUGGAUGUUCAUAUUACAUAACACUUUAGUAUUUACGUUUUAAUGUGAGUAGGCAUAGGAAUAUAACAUAUACGACACAGGACACUAUUCAUAAAACACCCAUUAUACUAAAAAUGCUAUGUCAUGCUGGUACAUAUCUAGAGGAGAGGAUUGGAGGAGAGCUCACAUCGAUAUCUGUGAGAAAAGCACUGCAGUAGGCAUUUCAACUCCUAUGAGAGCUUA